Messenger RNA from Lactuca saligna, 834 nucleotides. The record is from the annotation of a GenBank genome assembly. Lineage: Eukaryota; Viridiplantae; Streptophyta; Magnoliopsida; Asterales; Asteraceae.
AUGCUAAGCAAACUCUAUUUCAAUCGCCGCUUCUGUACUGCAAUUCAAUCACCGCGUCCAUGGCUGUUCGUUGGCUUGGGCAAUCCAGGGGACAAAUUUAAAGGAACAAGACACAAUGUCGGGUUUAACAUGAUUGAUACUUUCGCGGAGUCGCAAGGGAUCGAUAUGGAUACAGUUUUCUGUAAAGCGAUUUUCGGAAAAGGCAUUGUAGAUGGUGUUCCUGUUUUACUCGCAAAACCUCAAACAUAUAUGAAUUUGAGUGGUGAAUCGAGUGGCCCACUUGCUGCCUACUACAAAUUACCUCUAAAUCGAGUCCUGGUGUUCCAUGAUGACAUGGAUUUACCAUGUGGGGUUCUUCGGCUUCAACCCAAGGGAGGCCAUGGGAGCCAUAAUGGGAUGAAGAGUGUGAUCCAUCAUUUCCGUGGGAAUCGUGAGUUUGCACGUUUAAGAAUUGGCAUUGGGAAGCCUCCUGGUCAGAUGGAUCCUAAAGCCUUCUUGCUUCAGAAAUUCAACGCAACAGCUCAAGAACGAAUUGAUGUUGGUUUGAAAGAGGGAGUUGUUGCAUUAAAAGAACUUUUGUCAAAGGGUGUGGAAGAGAGUGCUAGAAGCUUCAACACAGACCAAAAAUACAAACACAUCAAGAUUUCUGUAGUAAACUGAUAUGGUGUCUCUGUUUGGGAACUUCUCAAUUUAGCCCAUUACUUGAAAUAGAAUAAUAUUUAUAGGAACGAAAUUAAAACUAUGGAUCAUUAGGGUAAAACAUUUAUGUAGUUUUAUUACAACAAUUCAAUACUUGUACGCCACAUUUUGAUUCAUCACUAAAUACAUAUUUUG